Sphaerodactylus townsendi is the source of this 3333-nucleotide messenger RNA. It is a transcript of the gene ITGB5, whose product is annotated as integrin subunit beta 5. The record is from RefSeq and is a predicted model, not a curated record. Gene Ontology annotation, molecular function: integrin binding. Lineage: Eukaryota; Metazoa; Chordata; Lepidosauria; Squamata; Sphaerodactylidae. Bases 464 to 2878 code for a protein of 804 amino acids. Gene Ontology annotation, cellular component: cell surface; focal adhesion; integrin complex. Gene Ontology annotation, biological process: cell-matrix adhesion; cell adhesion mediated by integrin; cell migration. The transcript is spliced from 15 exons.
UUCAGGUCCUGUAGGAAGAAAGUUGCUGAGUCUUGGAACAGAGCGAGAGUCAAUCCCAGGAAGGGAAGAAAGCCGAGGGAGAGGAGGGACGAGAGAUGAAGAAGAGCUCAGCCCGGGCCUGGGAGGACUCUUGGGCUGAAGCAGCCAGCCGGCGAUCGCGCCACUUCUGAGUCCGCGGAGAGGCAGCCCGGCGGCCGCAGCAGCAUUCAGGGGCGCGCCGAGAUCGGCCGGGACGCGCCGCUGCUAUGGACGCGGCUGCGGCGGUGUGAGAAGGCUCCGGCGUCCCGGUCUCGGCGCUGCUGCUGCCUUGGCUUGGUUUGGCUGCUCUAACCUGCCGGCCCGGCUGGAGUGCCCGGACUCGCGCCUCUUCCAGCCGGUCGGUGGCCUUUGCUGAAGCCCGCCUCGGACUGCACAAAAGUCUUUGGGGGGCUUUUAUCCCCCCCUCGCCCCGGCUGCGAUCGUCAUGUCCCCGGGGAGGGGGCCGCUGCCUUAUCCCGCCGCUGCCGCCUGCAUCUGCCUCCUCUCCUCCUUCUUCCACGGCGUUAGAGGUCUCAAUGUUUGUACACGUGGCAGUGCUACCUCCUGUGAAGAAUGCUUGCUGAUUCAUCCCAAGUGUGCUUGGUGCUUUAAAGAGGAAUUUGGCAGCAAAAAAUCUAUCACUUCAAGGUGUGACUUCACUGAAAACCUGAUUGCCAGUGGUUGUGCAGGGCACUAUGAGAGCACAAAAAGCAGCCUGAAUAUAGUGAAGAAUCUUCCUUUGAGCAGAAAAGGCUCCAUUGUGACUCACUCAGAUGUUACCCAGAUAAUACCUCAAAAGAUCUCUCUCAAUCUACGGCCUGGUGACCCAGCCUCUUUCCAUGUGCAGGUUCGGCAGGUAGAGGACUACCCCGUGGAUCUAUAUUAUUUGAUGGAUCUUUCCCUUUCCAUGAAGGAUGAUCUGGACACCAUUCGGAACCUGGGAACUAAGCUGGCUGAAGAGAUGGGAAAGCUCACCAGCAAUUUCCGCCUUGGGUUUGGGUCUUUCGUAGAUAAGAACAUUUCUCCAUUUUCAUACACAGCACCCAGAUAUCAGAACAAUCCUUGUACUGGUUACAAGUUGUUUCCGAGUUGUGUUCCAUCCUUUGGAUUCCGGCACCUUUUAUCUCUCACGGAUAAAGUAGACCGUUUCAAUGAAGAAGUUCAGAAACAGAGGGUUUCCCGCAAUAGAGAUGCUCCAGAAGGUGGUUUUGAUGCAAUACUUCAGGCUGCUGUGUGUGAGAAGGAGAUUGGGUGGCGGAAGGAGGCUUCUCACUUGCUCGUCUUCACUACAGAUGAUGUCCCACAUAUAGCUCUGGAUGGGAAGCUGGGUGGAUUGGUGCAGCCACAUGAUGGGCACUGUCACUUGAAUGAGGCCAGUGAAUAUACCGCAUCCAAUCAGCUGGACUACCCUUCCCUUGCACUUCUUGGAGAGAAACUAGCUGAAAACAAUAUCCACCUAAUUUUUGCUGUAACAAAAAGUCAUUAUGUUCUUUACAAGAACCUUACAGCUUUAAUUCCUGGAACAACAGUGGAGAUUUUAUACCAAGACUCCAGGAAUAUUAUCCAGCUCAUAGUCAAGGCCUAUAAUAGCAUUCGUUCUAAAGUAGAACUAACUGUCUGGGACAGUCCUGAGGAUCUUAACCUUGCUUUUACAGCCACUUGUCAGGAUGGCUUAUCGUACCCUGGUGUCAGGAAGUGUGGUGAUCUUCAAAUAGGAGACACGGUUUCCUUUGAAAUAUCAGUAGAAGCUCGGAGCUGCCCUGCCGAGAGUACCUCGCAUACCUUCACGAUCAAGCCAGACUGGUUUCGGGACACACUCGAAGUGACUGUCACCUACAAUUGCACAUGUGGAUGUACAAAGCAUAUUGAGCCAAGCAGCAGCAAGUGCAUGGGGAAUGGCACUUACAUGUGUGGAUUAUGUGACUGUGACCCAGGCCACGUGGGUGCCAAGUGUGAAUGUGAGGAAGGAGAGACUGGGAACCUGUACCAGAAUAUGUGUCGUGAGGCUGAAGGGAAACGUGUCUGCAGUGGCCGAGGGGAAUGUUCUUGCAACCACUGUGUCUGCUACGAGAGUGAGUUUGGGAAGAUCUACGGGCCAUUCUGUGAAUGUGAUGACUUCUCAUGUGCAAGAUAUAAAGGUGUUCUCUGCUCAGGUCAUGGAGAAUGUCACUGCGGAGAGUGCCAGUGUCAUGGAGGCUAUAUCGGAGACAACUGCAACUGCUCAAUAGAGACGGAUGAUUGCUUCUCCAACGAUGGUCAGAUGUGUAGUGGACGAGGCAACUGCAUCUGUGGGAAAUGUCAGUGCACAGAACCUGGUGCCUUUGGAGAUACUUGUGAGAAAUGCCCUACCUGCCCAGGUGUCUGCAGCAUUAAAAGGGACUGCAUUGAGUGUAUGCUGUUUAACUCAGGAAGACUGGCUGAUAACCAAACCUGCCAAAAGCACUGCAGGGAUGAGAUCAUUACACGAGUGGAUGUUCUCAAAACCGAUGACCCACAGUCAGUCUUGUGUGCUUAUCCCGUGAAGGACUGUGUGAUGAAGUUCACUUACUCAGAACUGCCCAGUGGGAAAACCAAUAUUACCGUCCUCCAGGAACCAGAAUGUGGUACUACUCCUGAUGCAAUGAGGAUCUUACUGGCAGUGGUGGGCAGCACUGUACUUCUAGGUAUUAUUCUCCUGGCAAUUUGGAAGUUGCUUGUAACUAUUCAUGACCGGCGGGAAUUUGCUAGAUUCCAAAGUGAGCGGUCCCGGGCAAGAUAUGAAAUGGCUUCCAACCCUCUAUACCGCAAGCCUAUUUCUACACAUAGCUUAGAUGCCACAUUCAACAAGCUCAACAGGACCUAUAAUGGUACGGUUGAUUGAAAUCAUGCUAAAGGAUGCACACAAGUGAGGGAAAUGCUUGACAGCUGCUCGGCUUCCUCGUUGUUUCCCUAAAGGAAGAAUCCUCUGCAGUGGGAGAAUAUCUUUAAAUGCAGGUUGAGCAUCAGAAGAAGGCUUCUAUUUGCACAUUAAGGACAAACAGCCCCUGGGGGCCCUGUGCUGCUCAGAUCUCUAGCCCAAAGGCCCAUUGAUGGGUGCAGAAUCUCAUUGAUGCAAGACUUCUCCGAUGCAUUGAAAAUGCCAGCUGAUUGGAUAUUGUGCCAUGCAGCAGCUUCAGACAUAUCUCUAGAGGAAAAGCUGUGGAGAAUGUUGCUGCCAAUUUUUAGAAGAAAACUAGCAUUGAAGAAGAUGGUGGAAGCAUUUUUAAGAAGACCCAGACGUUCUGCAGUCUUUAGAAUUUUUAAAAAUAAGAAAUAAAGCAAUUGAGUAUAUAAAUA